UUUUGAUGUAUUUUCCGGGAAAUUUUCUCCAGGCAAUCCCGUCUUUUCUGACCACGAUUGUCACGUGGUACAAGAUAAGGGACACACCGUCAUUUCACUUGUUCAACCUCUUUUAUUCUUUUUUUAACAGUUGCAAAGUAUCUUGUUGAAUCGGUUUGGCUACAUUUUAGGUACUCCAACAAAGGGAUAUGUCCUAAUUACCCAGUUAUAAACUUACAGAAAGCAAGCUGAACUGAUUCACUGCGCAUAAGGAGUGGGAUACUACCCAGGAAUGUUCAAAUGUCGGAGGAUCAGGAAGCCCAAGACGAUGAACUGCUGGCCCUAGCGAGUAUUUAUGAUGAAGAGGAGUUUCGUCGGGCGGAAACGGGGCGUGAAGGCGAGAUCCAUCUGUGUCUCAAGCUUCCCCCAGACUUCAAGCUGCUGGUUAAUGGAGAGAAAUGCAUGGAAUAUGAAGUAUCCUUCUUACCCCCCCUGAUCCUGAGUUUUGAGCUCCCUACGGAUUACCCUUCCUCAUCUGCACCUGUUUUUAUGCUGAGCUCCAAAUGGCUUUCAAGACUCCAGCUGACAGCACUGUGCAAGCGACUGGACGAACUGUGGGAGGAGAACCAGGGCAGUGUGGUGCUCUUUACCUGGAUCCAGUUCCUCAAGGAGGAGGCUCUUGACUUCCUUGGCCUCCACUCUCCCCUGGAGAUCCUCAGCAGGGGCGGGGGAGGGGAGCUUGGUGGGGCCAGUGCAGGCCUGCCCCACCCAGUGAAGCGAGGCGAGGGUGCCGGUGGAGACAAGAGGAGGCCGACAGAGGCAGAUCCGCGGGCCGUGCUGGAGGUGGACCCCCGUGCUGACCUGCUGCCUCAGCUGCUGGACUUCGACGAGGCACAGCGGCAGAAGGUCUUUGACAGCAGACUGUUCUGCUGCAGCAUCUGUUUCCUGGAGAAGCUUGGCUCCAGCUGCAUGCUCUUCAAGGAGUGCCAGCACGUCUACUGCAAGGCCUGCAUGAAGGAGUACUUUGAGAUCCAGAUCCGAGAUGGAAAAGUACAGUGCCUUAACUGCCCUGAGCCAAAGUGUACUUCCGUGGCCACUCCUUCACAGGUGAAGCUUCUGGUCGGGGAGGAUGAGUUCGCCCGCUACGACCGCCUCCUCCUGCAGCUGAGCCUGGACCUGAUGGCGGACGUGGUGUACUGCCCACGCAACACUUGCUGCGCGCCCGUUAUGCUGGAGCCGGACGCCACCAUGGGCCUCUGUCCCUCCUGCCGCUACGCUUUCUGCACACUGUGCAAGCGCGCUUACCAUGGUCUGUCCCACUGCCUGCCCACUGUCGAUGAGCUCCAGAGCCUGCAGGAGGAGUACGUGUCUGGCAGUGAGGAGGAAAAACGCUUCCUGGAGCAGCGCUAUGGGAAGCAGGUCAUCCACCGUGCCGUGGAGGAAUCCUUCAGCAGGAAGUGGCUGGAGGAGAACUGCAAGAACUGCCCUCGUUGCGGCACCCACAUUCAGAAGACCCAAGGCUGCAACAAGAUGACAUGCACCUCUUGCCGGCAGCACUUCUGCUGGAUCUGCCUUGCUCCUCUCUCCAGGGUCAACCCAUACAGCCACUUCAACAACCCCAACAUGCCCUGCUUCAACCAGUUGUUCUUGGGUGUGGGCGAAGAGGACGAACUCUGGAGCGACGAAGAUGAGUGAAAUGGGGCCCACCAUCUCAUUGGAUUUCACCCAAUGUACUUUGUCUCUUCUUAUCUACCUGCUCUGUUGCUUCUAGGAUCCAAAGCAGAAUAACCUUUCACUAUUUAUUUUUUGAACUUUUCACUCUUUCAAAAUGGCCCCUGCCCAUGUGUUUAGAAAUGAGGAUCAGGCCAAUUUUUGAGUGAAGUGGACUUAACAGUGGUGCUUGUUUUUUUUUUUCCUGCUUGAAAACCGUCAUUCAGGGGGGACCGUUUUGAAGACUUUUAAGUAAUUUAAUCUGUUUAGUGGUGUUCAUGUUGAGGAUGCAGAGUGUUGGGCACCUCGGAAAAUCCUACAGUAGAUCAGCGUUCACUGUACUCCUGUUUAUGGUGUUAUCUUGUGUUUAAGCCAAAUAAGCCGGCCAACAGAAACUAGAAGGAUCCAGUCUGCUCAUUAUGUUUUGAUUUACAGGUUGAAUGAAUACUUGUAAUAAGACGUUCACUGUAAUCAGGUCACUAAUAAAAUGUUCACUAUUUUGAUGGAA
Messenger RNA from Electrophorus electricus (electric eel), 2197 nucleotides. Its product is annotated as E3 ubiquitin-protein ligase RNF14. Gene Ontology annotation, molecular function: protein binding; zinc ion binding; ubiquitin-protein transferase activity. Gene Ontology annotation, biological process: protein ubiquitination. The record is from RefSeq and is a predicted model, not a curated record. NCBI's taxonomy places the organism in Eukaryota, Metazoa, Chordata, Actinopteri, Gymnotiformes, Gymnotidae.